AUGGAGAUUUAUAUCCUGGGGAUCAUUAUUGCAAUAUGCGGGAACUUUCUCAUCAGUAUCUCUUUGAAUAUUCAGAAAUAUACUCAUGUGAGACAGUCUCAGCGUGGCACAAAGCCCUACUACACCAGUUCGCUCUGGUGGUGUGGCAUUCUCCUCAUGGGCCUGGGGGAACUAGGGAACUUUGCUGCCUACGGUUUUGCCCCAGCCUCCCUCAUCGCUCCUCUGGGCUGCGUGUCUGUCAUUGCCAGUGCCAUCAUCUCUGUGGUGUUCCUUAAGGAGACAUUACGAGCAUCUGAUGUUAUUGGUGGUGCUCUUGCAAUCACGGGAACAUACCUCCUUGUGACCUUUGCUCCACAUUCCUCUCCUCACAUCACUGCCAAUAUGGUAGAGAGAUGUCUGGUCAACUGGCAGUUUCUCACGUACCUGCUAUCGGAGGUGAUCUUGUUUUGUAUCCUGCUUUAUCUCUACAAGUGCAGGAAUAUGAAGCAUAUUGUGAUUGUAAUGCUGUUGGUCGCACUGCUUGCCUCAGUGACGGUUAUUUCAGUUAAAGCAGUUUCUGGGAUGAUCACUGAGUCCAUCAUUGGCAGUCAACUCCAGUUUACCUACCCCAUCUUCUAUGUCAUGUUUGUGGUGAUGGUGGCUUCCUGUGCCUUCCAGAUCAAGUUUCUCAAUCAAGCCAUGAAAAUGUUUGAUGCUACGGAGGUGGUGCCUAUCAACUUUGUGUUCUUCACUGCCAGCGCAAUAGUGGCAGGAAUCCUAUUUUAUGAAGAAUUUUAUGGUUUAUCUCUGAUAAACAUCCUAAUGUUCAUCUUUGGCUGUCUUCUGUCUUUCACUGGAGUAUUUCUCAUAGCAAGAACAAGACCGAAAAUUAAGACUGAUCGCAUCUUCAUUUCCAUGGGCCAAAUUCCAGGGAAAAGAUGCACCGACAAGGUCCAACCAGACCCCACAGACAGCAAAUACGGUGCUCUGGCUGCUAAGCUAAUGUGUAACAGCGGGAUAGAACAGGAUGACUCGUAGGUAUCAGUCCACCUUCGGGCUGAUGUCCGUUCUGAACAGUGGAGCUGUGCACAGUGGCUUGACGGUGUUCAGAGCUUGAAGCUGGAAAGAAAAAGAAAGAGAAUGAGAUUGAAGAUGCCAAUUUGCUUGUUGUUUUUGACAGUACUAAUCAGAGGAUCUGGCCCUGAUCUAAGAGGAUGCUGAAAGUGAAGGGUUCUGACAAGUCCACUA
Chanos chanos (milkfish) is the source of this 1227-nucleotide messenger RNA. RefSeq names its product NIPA like domain containing 2 (gene nipal2). Bases 1 to 1017 code for a protein of 338 amino acids. The record is from RefSeq and is a predicted model, not a curated record. Gene Ontology annotation, cellular component: membrane. Gene Ontology annotation, biological process: magnesium ion transport. The transcript is spliced from 11 exons. NCBI's taxonomy places the organism in Eukaryota, Metazoa, Chordata, Actinopteri, Gonorynchiformes, Chanidae. Gene Ontology annotation, molecular function: magnesium ion transmembrane transporter activity.